Darwinula stevensoni is the source of this 2041-nucleotide messenger RNA. NCBI's taxonomy places the organism in Eukaryota, Metazoa, Arthropoda, Ostracoda, Podocopida, Darwinulidae. The record is from the annotation of a GenBank genome assembly.
CGAAAAAUAAUAUGUUGCUGCGGGGUAGUUCGGCUCGCCCAAAAACGAAGAGAGAGCGAAAAACAACCACCCUUGUAAAAGGUGUCAUUAUCCCCGAUGAGAGAAGGGAGGAUCGAAUUCAAUCUAAAAAGAGUAUGUUGGACUUGGACAACCUUCAGUAGGCGUGACCUUUCCUACUCAUUCACUUCUAGACGACUGUCGAUCUGACCUUAAAUCUUUUCCAGGAAAACAGACGAAAGUGAAUGAAUGUGAAUAAUGCUGAAAUUGCGUAAAAUCGCUUGUGCCAUUUCUGGUGGUGUCGACAGCUGCAUUGCUGCUUUGCUUCUGAGGAAAAAAGGAAUGCUCUGGAGGCUGCCUUUCUGGAAAUCCUUGCCACAGGGAUGGAGGCAGCCAUGAUCAACAUGCAAAUGCUGCCUGUGUUGGAAGACAUUUGUUAUGAAAUCAUAGGAGUGUUCAUGCGGAAUUGGGACAUCACUGAUGAAGUAGGGAAUUGCACUGUGGACCAAGAUGCAGAGGAUGCUCAUAAAGUCUGCAAGCAGCUGGGCAUACCAUUCCAUGAAGUUAGCUUCAUCAAGGAAUACUGGCAUGAAGUCUUCAGUCACAUGGUGAAUGACUAUGAAAAUGGACUCACACCCAAUCCUGACAUCUUGUGCAAUAAGAGGAUCAAAUUUGAUGCACUCUUCAAGCACUGCACAGAAAAGCUUGGUGUUGAUGCCCUUGCCACUGGACAUUAUGCUAGAUCCACUUUUGGUGAUGAGCUACAGAACUUCAGCCAACAAAAAGGUGCACGGCUUCUGCGAGCUUUGGAUACUGUGAAAGAUCAGACAUUUUUCCUUUCUCAAAUCAGCCAAGCCUCAUUACAGCAUGCUGUAUUCCCUCUUGGGGAAUUUACAAAGGAUGUUGUGAAGAAGAUUGCCUUGACUGCUGGAUUUGAAUCUCUGGUGAAAAAGAAAGAAAGUAUGGGGAUAUGUUUCAUUGGAAAACGUAACUUUCAGGACUUUAUUGAUGAGUAUAUUGAUCCUCAGCCUGGCCUAUUUAUCCACAUGGAAACUGGAGAGGUAAUUGGAGAGCACUUGGGAAUUCAUCAGUGGACUAUCGGUCAAAGAUGUCGCCUGCCAGGCAAGAGGACCCCAUUUUACAUUGUACAGAAGAACAAAGAAUCACAGGAAAUGCUUGUUAUUCAAGAUUGUGAUCACCCAGCAUUGUAUUGCACUUCAGUAUUUCUUGGGCAACCACAUUGGAUCCACAGCACUCCAAGAAUGUUAAUGAACAACAAGUCUUUGGACUGCAGCUUCGUCUUUCAGCAUACCAAACCAUUGGUACCUUGUAGCCUGAACAUGACAACUAAUGGCUGUCUCAUUGCUUAUCUUGCCAAACCUCUCAGGGCAGUCACACCUGGACAGUAUGGGGUUUUCUACAAGGGGGAUGAAUGCCUUGGAAGUGCCCGCAUCCUACAUCCUGGUCCAUCAUUAUAUGCUAUGAGUAACAAGCCCAAGGAUAGAAUCCCAAUCAGUGACUCUGAGAUCCAAAAUUCUCAAAUCCCUUCUGAUGGUUAAAGGUAGUACUAUUUCUUUCAGAUGACCCCAUGAUCUUCAUAAACUGUUAGGUCAAGAUUUUAUGUGAAGUUCUGUGAUAUUCAUCUGGUCCUUAGGGGAAAAAUGCAUUCUGAACCAGUUGUGUUCAGUGAACUGUGCUUGUGAAUUCUAGUCUGCAGCCUUUUUUAUUGGAGUCAGUAUUUGUCAUAAGUUCUGAUACAACUGUUCAGAGUGUCCAUGCAGAUAUUGUUGCUGUACUGGUGAAAUGUGCAAUCUUGAUUGUUUGAGCAUGGAUCUCAGAUGAUAUGAACUACAGUAUGGAGUACUUGUGCAAAACAUUUCACCCAAUGGAAGAGUAGCUACUGAUGUACCUGAGGAAGGAUGGAGCUUUCUAAGUACUGAAGUAGCCAUGUACUGGUACUCAUAAAAAUAUCCAGCUACAUGUCAUGGAAUCCCAUGUUUUUGGACAUCCCAACUUUCAAAAUAAAAUUUUUGCAAAUGGUGUG